Molecule: messenger RNA, 1497 nt
Organism: Lodderomyces beijingensis
Lineage: Eukaryota; Fungi; Ascomycota; Pichiomycetes; Serinales; Debaryomycetaceae
Source: the annotation of a GenBank genome assembly
AUGUCAAUCGUCACCACCAGCAAUAGAAUCGCAUUAUCCGCCAUCGAAGACAGUCAAUUGAACUCGUCUACGCCCAUCACCGACAGGUACAAGUCGAAGGUGCCGUUUCAAGAUGAGAAUAGCUGUCUUCUAACGUUGACCCCCAGCAAAUACAAGAGGAAAACGCCAGAGUUGUUUGCCAGAUCUUUUUCGAUUGAAAAAUCCGCCACCUACUACAACAAAACCACCCCGGCAUUGAGAUCCAAGAGCUUUGCCAGCCUCACCCCAACCACUCCACCAGACCAAUCGCCAUCUUUGCAUUUAAAGUCCUCUCUGUCGGCGUUCAAAAAUGACGCGGCGGGCUUGGCUGCCACCAAGUUGCGAUUGAAACUUCAAUUUGCUCUCCACAAGGUCAACCAGAGCAAGAAGAAGAAAGCCACUGCAAAUAAAGUGACAAAGCCUCACAAUGAUAAUAGCAAUAAUUUAAACAGUAAUAGCCAUCAUCACCAUCACCAUCGCCAUCGCCUGAAAGGUCCCAUAUUCGUGACUAGUCCUUCCUUGAACGUGCCCACUGCCAACGCGUCUACUUUCAACAAUUGCCACUACACCACUUCCACUAUGCUCGCAUCCUUGCCCACACCGCCCGAGCAACCAAUUAGCAACUUCUAUACCAAGUCAAUCAAUGUCAAUUUGCAAAGUUCUGGUAAAAAAAAUUCCGCGCAUUCUGCGGCGGCCUCCUUGUCCAAAGUGGCUGCGAACAAAACGAAAAAAAGAAACCAAAAGCUUAAACUAUUUCAAAUCAAAAAGAGUAGCAUCCAUUACUCGGGAACCAAAAAAAACCUACCAUUAUUGGUGAGCCAAAAUAACGAUCCUCAGGUGACAACGUCGAGCUUGCAGUUACUUUGUCAACCGUCGGUUUUGGAGUCCAAGCCCAAGCCUAUCGAACCGGCAAACUUGAACAUCCAACCACCCCAAUGCAACAUCUUGCCGUCGCUACAAGUGAAUGGCUUGCACUUUAGAGACCACAACAAGAACGAAGUCAUCAAUUUGCCCUCGAUCAACAAUAUACUAAAGACUCCAUUAAGACAUACCAAUUUCGCCAGAUCGUUUAGAUUUCAGCAAUCGUUUAAUGAUGCUGCUCCCACGGUAAUAGCGUCGCGCACUCCCACCAUGGUGGAUGAGACCACAAUUGAAGAAGAUAACGACAUGACCUUGUUGCAAAACUCCACGUUGUACAACUCCACCGUCGACCAGGGCCAAAACGACACCACCAUCAAUGUCAAGGACGACGACGAGACAAGAGACGAGGUAGAUAACGGAGAAGAAGGAGAAGACGAAAAAGAAGGAGCAAAGGGGGUAAAAGGCAACGGUGAGAAUGAUGAUGAUGAUGACGACGAGGACGAUGAUGAGCAAAAGAAAACCGUCUUGACUUCUUCACCUUUUAAUAAUCAUCUUGGAACCCCGAAAAGUUUCAGUGUCGCCAAGUCUUUAUUGCAGCUUGGUGGCCAUAGGAUGUGA